CUGUACUAAAAAUAUCACAAAUUCGAAACCUACUGGGCCGACGGGGUGACAAAUUUGGUAAUCGCAAUCUCUCCCCCACUUUAUAAGCAUGUCGAAACCUUAAUCCUCUUUGUCACUUCUACUCGCCCUAAAACCCUAAUUUCUCUUACCUUACAGAAAAACCCUAAUACAAUGGCUCCAAAGCGCCCAUCACCCUUAGAAGACCCACCUUCUGCUUCAUCGUCUUCUGAAGAAAAAGCUCAGUCUGAAGACAUCGUUGAUGCCAAUCACUCCGAAUCCGAAUCUGAUGAAGAAGAAGUAGAACGAAACCCUAAUCCAACCACAAUCCCACACCCACACCCAAAAUCCUCGUCCAAAUCCGAAACCGAUGAAGGGUCUGAUUCGGAAUCUGAUUCUGACAACACCCAAUCCUCCCCCACUGCUGCUGAUUUCGCCAUCAAACCCAUUGCCUCCAGGCCAAUGGACUAUGACACCAAACCCAAGAAGGAGUCGACCUUGACUCCAUCGGCGAAACGCCCAGCGGAGGCUGAACGAAAUAGGAAGGAUUCGCGGUCGAAGAGGAACAAGGUUUCGAACGGUGACGAAGAGGAUGGGGCGAUCGAAGAGAAGAAAUCUGUCAAUAGGUUGUGGAGUGAAGAUGACGAAAUUGCAAUUUUGAAGGGAAUGAUAGACUAUAAAUCGAAGAAAGAGUCUGACCCCUAUACUGACAUGGGCGCCUUUCAUGAAUUUCUCAAGAAAUCGCUUCACGUUGAUGUUACGAAGGUCCAAUUGACCGAUAAGAUUAGGAGGCUGAAGAAGAAGUACUUAAUCAAUGCAGAGAGAGGCAACAACGGAGAAGAUCCGGUUUUCAAUAAACCCCAUGAGCACAAGUCAUUCGAGCUUUCCAAGAAGAUAUGGGGUGCUGGAGCUAGUAAUAGGGUGGAUGAUAAUGCAAAAAGUAGCCAAAUCAAAGCAAGAAAGAGUGAGAAAGUUAACAAUUCUGUGGCUUCUCCGAAAAAAGAAGAACUUGCAUUGCAAGUGGCAUUGAAGCCCGAAACAGGGGCUAGUCAAGAGGACUUUUGGUCAAUGUUUCCCAGAUUGAGAGAGUCACUGCAGUCGGAGAAGGGUUCGUAUUUGUCAUUGUCGGAAUCUGGGACGAAUUUCGUCAAGGAAAGAAUGAGUUUGAUUGGGAGUAAGAAGGCAAAGAAGUUGGAGGAAAAGUGGAGCAAUUUGCGGGCAGAUGAAGUUGAGUUAUAUCUAAAACAGGUCGAGUUGAUUGCAGAACAGACUAAACUGGUGCUGGCUGCGAUGAAAUCUUCGAAGUCAUAGGUUUUGCGGUGAGGUAACUUGGGAUGAAUUGUGUUUCAUCUGAUGCAAUAUUAUGGAGUUUUUGGUCUUGAUAAAAGUAUUUUCUUUAUAAGGUUUUGAAAUAUGUUUUUUUGGUUAUAAUGAAAUGUUGCCUUGCAAUAUAUUGCCUACAUUUAUUGUUGCCAAUAUGAAAACUUAUAUGCUGUCAAAGCAAAAUGGCUUUCUCACUUCAUUUGUUA
This is a messenger RNA of Cornus florida, 1526 nucleotides long. RefSeq names its product STOREKEEPER protein-like. Gene Ontology annotation, cellular component: nucleus. The transcript has a single exon. Lineage: Eukaryota; Viridiplantae; Streptophyta; Magnoliopsida; Cornales; Cornaceae. Gene Ontology annotation, biological process: regulation of DNA-templated transcription. The record is from RefSeq and is a predicted model, not a curated record. Bases 172 to 1308 code for a protein of 378 amino acids.